Molecule: messenger RNA, 726 nt
Organism: Meloidogyne enterolobii
Lineage: Eukaryota; Metazoa; Nematoda; Chromadorea; Rhabditida; Meloidogynidae
Source: the annotation of a GenBank genome assembly
AUGUUUUUUCUUUGUUGGCUACCUUUUCAUAUUCAAAGACUUUUAAGUAUUUAUUUAAAUGAAGCGGGAAAUGUUAACAACGAAGAAAUUAAUGGAGAACCUUCUUCUGCAGUAUUUUCACUUUUUAGUGUUGUUUUUUAUAUUUCUGGAUAUUGUUAUUAUUCUAAUUCUGCAUGUAAUCCAAUUCUUUACAACAUUCUUUCUGCUAAAUAUAGAAGGGCUUUUUGUCGAACGAUAUUGGGCGAAAGAAUGGCCAAUAAAUUACUAAAUGAAAAACAUCCUUCCUCAGUAUUUGGCCCAGCUCUUCAUUCUCAUUUAAACACAAAAUUGUCAGCAAGUUCAGCACUUAGGCAUACAAUUUCCCCAAAAAUUUCUUCAGCCAGCAGACUUUCACUUCCUCCACCUCCAACAAUAAUUUCUUCUUCUAAAUUAACAACAACUACUAAUAAUCGUCCUUUACCUCAACUAGACCGGUAUGCUUGGGAACAAUUUUGUGGAAAUACAAUAAUGACAAUGGCUGUGGGAUCUGUUACUAGUCCAAUCAAAACAACAAACUUUCUUACUCGUAAACGUAAAAAUGGAUCAUCAACAAAUGUUGAAAAGCAAAAAACUAAAAAUUCAAAAAAUCGGAGAAGAGAUACAACACCAGAUUUAACUAGACGACAACUUGUUGUGGAGGAUUCUCGGCCAUUUUUGGAAAAAAGAAUCUCAAAACUUGAUAAAUAG